UCAAAAUGAAAUAUUCUUUCUCCGAGAAAGUGAUCAAGAAACUAAAAGAAGAAAAUAAAGAGGUCAUCGAAAUUGAAGAUGAUAACGAUGACAUUAUGAUCUGUGAAAACUGGACAAAAUGUAGUGAAAGCAAUGACACAGAUAAAGACAGUGUACAUAGCUUAUCACCUCCUCGUGUAGUCCCCACCAAAGAUAUACAUCAAGAAGACGAUACUUAUAUUAGUUGGAAUGAUUGCCCAGCUGCUGCUAAGUUUCCUAGCUGUGUUAACCAAAAUUUCAAAUCUAACAAGCCGAAAAAGUCUCGAAAGCCUCAAAAGAAGAGAGAUAGAAAAAUGAUGUCUAAGAACAAGAACAAACGUAAAUUCAAUAACUAUAAAAAGCAGAAAAUUAACAGUAAAACAAGUUGGCCUGGGAAGGCUCCUGGACUGAGCAUUGAAAAGGUACCCACGAAAAGAGAUCUAACGGAUGGCCAGUUUGAUGCCUUCUUCAAAGACUCUCGCAAGGAAAUUUUCAAGAUUCAAAGGUACAUCAAUCACUCAACACAGUUGAUUAAUGAGUCUAAAGAGAAGCAGGAGUGGGAAAUGUGAAAUUACUAUGAGGGAGUCAAGAAAGUCUUCCUAGACAUACACAAUAAAGUCGAAGCAGAAGCCAUCAAACAAACUUUAGAGCAGAAAAACAAGAAUGGAAUUAAAAACUGAAUUGAUCUUCAUGGAUUGAAAAAGAAUGAAGCCUUGAAAGUACUUACUAUUGUAAUAAGUAACCUGUGUAACUCCAAGCAAAAGAAUUCUCAAAUUGAGUAUACUGUUAUCACUGGAAGAGGAAAUCACAGCAAGGACGGACCAGUUCUGAAACCAGCUGUUGAACAAUUCUUAAAAGAUUGCCGGAUACCAUAUCGGGAGAUCAGCAGCAAGGGAGGAUACACCUUCCAAAUAUAA
Moneuplotes crassus is the source of this 935-nucleotide messenger RNA. NCBI's taxonomy places the organism in Eukaryota, Ciliophora, Spirotrichea, Euplotida, Euplotidae. The record is from the annotation of a GenBank genome assembly.